This is a messenger RNA of Drosophila bipectinata, 774 nucleotides long. RefSeq lists its product as uncharacterized. The record is from RefSeq and is a predicted model, not a curated record. NCBI's taxonomy places the organism in Eukaryota, Metazoa, Arthropoda, Insecta, Diptera, Drosophilidae.
AUGGGUUACCAUGGAGAAAGCGUUGAUGGGAGAUCGGAUGUUAUCAUCUCGAACUAUGGAGAAUUGUACGGAAACUCAACAGGCACCAGAUGGUUUAGAUUUCGUGACUUUGAACCCCGACAUCUGGAGAUCGAAAUUCCGGAAAUGGAGAAUCGCGAAGGCUACCGUGAAGGACGAGGCUUCCACUUCCAUGCCAGUGGCGAGGAUGUCAGCGUGGAACUGGAGUUCAUUGUACCGUUUGCCAAAAUUCCGGUCAAGAGGAGCAUGAAUUUGGCCCGCGAUGCAGUCCAGAGUAUUUUAAACCUGAGAACAGGAGCAAUCCUGAAUACAGCUGUUGUGGUGGCUGCCGGAGCAGUAAUAGCUGCUGUGGUGCGUCUGGUUUUGGCGCCUCUAGUGGUUACAAGCAUAGGUAAUGGAUAUGGCUACAAAUCGGACUCAGAAAGAGGCAUGCGUCGUCUAACCGAUGUUGUGGAAUCCCAGCUGGAGGAGCAUAAUAUUGAUAUGUCCGUGUGCAUACAGCGUUGGCUCUGCCAAUAUCUGCAGAAGAACCUUUCCGUCGGAUACUCCAGGGUUCUUAAUGUGCUAACUAAUGCACCUUGGCUGCAUCCAUAUGUGAAUGGAACAGCGGUGUUCCAUGCCAUCGAGACUUCACAAAACAAUCGAAGUUGCAGUCACACUUAUCAUCAAUGUCGUUGGCAGAACCACUGGACAUCGGGAGGUGCUAUACCCCAAAUAAUGAAAUUCUUCAAUGGAUAACAACUAGAUCUUAAAAAU